AUGGAAACCAGUUUGAUUGAUUUAUCUGACUUUUUCUAUCUUGUCCAGAUGCAUUAUGUUGGAACUGUUAACGUGGUGCCUAAUACUGUAAGUUGCGUUCUUAUACCUUUCAGUUUGACAGUGCAUCCGGUGGAAAUCCUGGACCAGCUGGUGCAGGAGCUGUACUGCUUUCUGAAAAUGGGACUGUGGACUCAAACAAGCUAUAAGGAAAGGAUGUAUGAACAUCACUAUCCAGGGAGACUCCCAGCUUGUUAUCAACCAGUUUCAGGGGUCUGGAAAAUCAACAAUGCGCAUUUAAGGAAUUUAUGUGACGAGGCUUUGGAACUAAAGAAUAGCUUGCGCUCAUUCCACAUCCAAUACAUUCCUAGGGAAUAUAACACUGAAGCUGAUGCUCAAGCCAACCGUGCCAUCAAUCUCCGAGAUGGACAGGUUGAAGAAGAUCGUCUCUAAUCUCGAUUAAUGAUCAUCUGACAGCAUGCCACUGUCAAAAACUCUUGGCAACUAUGUUACAUUUCUGUCUAUGAAUUUAGCAUAAUGGGUGUU
Molecule: messenger RNA, 543 nt
Organism: Trifolium pratense (red clover)
Lineage: Eukaryota; Viridiplantae; Streptophyta; Magnoliopsida; Fabales; Fabaceae
Exons: 7
Coding region: 1-450 (149 amino acids)
Molecular function (GO): nucleic acid binding; RNA-DNA hybrid ribonuclease activity
Source: RefSeq, a predicted model, not a curated record